Procambarus clarkii (red swamp crayfish) is the source of this 2528-nucleotide messenger RNA. RefSeq lists its product as uncharacterized. Lineage: Eukaryota; Metazoa; Arthropoda; Malacostraca; Decapoda; Cambaridae. Gene Ontology annotation, molecular function: CoA-ligase activity. The record is from RefSeq and is a predicted model, not a curated record.
GCCAGUCGACACCCUCAAGGUCAGAUUACCAGGGGGGAGCAACGAAGCUCAGACAGCAAUAGUCCAUCAGUGUCUGUUGGACUCCCGCACCGUGAGGACUAACGCAGUAUGAAGGCAGCGCAGCAGCAGCAGCAGGGUGCUGCAGACAGCAGCAGGGCGAGGACGACGCCCCGGCUGCUACAGUGGCAGGGUACCGAACCUCUCCCAGCCAUACCAGACACAAAUUAUGCUGCCUUCAUCUUGGAGAUCAUGGCUGGGUAUGGCGACGCUGUGGCUGUGGUGGAGGCGGAGACGGGCAGACAGCGGACGUACAGGGAGGUGUGCAGGCUGGUGCCGCGGGUGUCCGCCGGGCUGGCGGCCGCCGGGGUCGUCCCGGGCGAUACUGUGCUCUUCCUCACUCCCACCAUCAUGGACUACCCUCUCGUGUUUCUCUCCAUUGUGCACCGCGGCGCCACCUGCGUCCCCGUCAACGCCAACCUCUCAACCGAUGAGUUGGUGCACGUGGUGAGGGUGAGCAAGGCCAGCUGGGCAGUCGUCCACGAAGACUCCCUGGAGGUGGCCGAGGCUGCCUUCUCCCUCAUGCCACCUGGCACCCUACGGCAGCUGUGGGUCCUGGGAGACUGUGCCACACACAGACCCAACCUCACCCACCUCAUGACCUACUCCCCCGCGCCUCCCUUCACUAAGGCGGAGGGGCUGGAGGCGUCGACUGCGGUAGCCAUGAUGCCCUUCUCCUCGGGUACAACUGGCCUCCCCAAGGGCGUCAUGCUCUCUCACCGUAACCUGCUUUACACGCAUGUUCGGUUAAUGAGUGAAGUAAAAUUCUUUCCGCCCGGCGGUGUAAAUAGAAGCAAUGGUUCCAAUACGACGUUGGUGAUCCUGCCUGUGUGUCACCUCUACGGCCACCUGACCGUCUUCUCAGUCCUGCACAUCGGCAGCACUGUAGUCUUCCUCCGCAAGUUCGCGCCCAGGAAAUAUUUUGAAGCCAUACAGAACUUCAAGGUAACAUUCAGCCCGCUUGUUCCCCACCUGCUCAAGUUCCUGAUGGAGACGCCGCUGCUGAAGGAGUAUGACGUCUCCGCCGUGUCCUUCUUCAGCGCAGGCGCGCCCCUCACAGCCUCCACAGCCAACGCCUUCAUAAAAAAGAUUGGCCGGCCAGUUACCGGGGGAUACGGGUUGACUGAGACGACAGCCAUCGCCACCUCCAACAAGACCCCCAACAGCAGCAAUAUUAAUUCUGUCGGGCAAGUUGCCCCCUACGUGCAGGUUAAGGUGGUGGAUGUGGAGAGCGGGGAGCUGGUGGCUGAGGGCGUGGAGGGCGAGGUGUGUGUGAGGGGCCCCAACAUCAUGCUCGGCUACGCCAACGACCCCGUCGCUACGGCGGCCACCAUAGACACGGACGGCUGGCUUCACACCGGUGACAUCGGCUACUAUGACAAGGACGACUUCCUCUACCUCACAGACAGGAUCAAAGAUCUCAUCAAGGUUAAAGGAUACCAGGUGUCGCCCACGGAGCUGGAGAACAUCUUGAGGAAGAACGAGGGCGUGGACGACGUGGCGGUCGUGGGUGUGCCCCAUGAGAAGAUGGGGGAAGCACCGCGGGCGUAUGUGGUGCCUCGGCCGGGCUCCGCCGUGCGCCCUCACCACCUGCAGCAGUUCCUCGCUGAGCGGGUGGCCCAGUACAAGCGGCUGGCAGGCGGGGUGAAGCUGGUGGCGUCCAUACCAAGGAACUCCACAGGGAAGGUGCUCAGGAGGCAGCUGGUGGAGGGCCUGUCAACCCCAGCUGCUAAACUCUAACCUUCUUCAAGUCCUCAGUAGGUGGUGGUGUGCCUUGUGAGAGGUCCUUAAUAACGAUCAGCCCCAUAAGGAAUAAUCCUGUUUGAAAAAGCAGGAAAUUUUUAUUAUGGAAGGGAACGAGUGACUAUCGGCUUGCACGUGCAUGCAGCCGCUGGUACUUAAGCGGUCAGCUCGGGUCACGACCCUGACGGGAGACAUCUCCCAUCACGCAGGGUGCAGUCGCACCUCCACAGAUCUCCAGUAUCAGCUCUUGAUAACCGGCCGGUUAUCAAGAGAUAUUAUCUAUUAACUAUUCUGCCUUUCAUAAUACACUAUACAAAAUGAGAAGACUUUCAUAAGUUAUCUGCUCAGUGAUUCAUGCACAAGUGAAAGGCAGUUCAAAGUGUCACUAAGGUCAUUUGGCUGCAGUUCCCCUCAUUAGUGUACAUUGUUUACAGAUAAUAAUCUGGGCAAAUAACCCUCAGUUGCACUUCGGCACUCCCUAGCCUGUGUGCUAACUUCCUGUAAUUGGGUAACUUGUAAACCGCCUAUUAUAUAUCCUUGUACAUCCUUAAUUACAUUAAUGUCCUUAUAGUCUAUUGCCUCAACUCUUAUCAGAAUUAGUUACUUGUUCUGUAUCUGUUAGCACCCAUCCAUUCUAUCACUUUACAUUUAUUGUUUAUAAUUUAUAUUAAAAUAUAAAUUGUAAUUUAAAUUAUAAAUUACCUUAUAAUUAAAAACUUAACGCAUUC